AUGUCGUCCAGGCAGCAGAUCAGUAUCGCUGUUGUUGGGCUUGGCAGGAUGGGCAAGAGGCAUGUCCAUACACUGCUUCAUCGAGUCUCAAAUGCAAAAGUCGUCGCUGUCUGCACCACCGAUCCCAAGGAGAUAGCUUGGGCGAAAUCAAAUGCGGAAUAUCAAUCCUAUGGCAUUCAAGUUUUCGAUGACUACCAGACUAUGAUCUCAAUGCCAGGUCUGCAAGCUGUCUGGGUUAGUACUAGCACUGAUGUUCACGCUUCGCAAACUCUGGCAGCUGUCGAGAAGGAUCUGCACGUUCUGUGUGAGAAGCCUUUGAGUACAGCUCUUGAUGAGUGUCAAAAGGUGAUCGACGCCGCAAAGGCAAAGCCACAUCUCAAAGUCAUGGCUGGAUUCUCACGUCGCUUCGAUGCCAGCUACAGAGAUGCCGCGAACAAGGUCAAGGACAAUGUUGUCGGGACUCCUUUUUUGGUGCGAUCACAAACUGGGGAUUUGUUGGAUAACACCGGCUUCUUCGUGCGAUACGCAAAGAAGAAUGGUGGAAUCAUGGUUGACUGUGCUAUCCAUGACAUAGACCUGACUCUGUGGCUUCUUUCUGAUCCGGUCCCGAAAGCAUGCUGGGGAGUAGGGAGUCUGCAGCAUCACCCAGAACUCGCCGAGGUUCGGGAUGUUGACAAUGCCCUUGGCGUAGUAGAAUUCUGGGGCGGUAAGAUGGCUCACUACUAUUGCUCGCGAACUCAGGCAGUAGGUCAUGAUGUCUGCACAGAAAUCACAGGUACGGCUGGAAAGAUCAGUGUGAACGUUGUGCCAAGGGUAAACAAUGUGGUUAUCUCCGACAAAAUUGGCGUUCGUCACCAAGUCCAGGAGGAGUAUUGGCAGCGUUUCGAAUAUGCUUUCGCGACAGAGGCAAAUGAAUUCAUCGAUUCAAUACUGGACGACAAGCCCGUGCCAUUGCCGCUUGAAGGUGGAAUGAAGGUUAUGGUAAUUGCUAGGGCUUUGCAAGAUGCUCUGCUGACUGGUAAGGUGAUCAGAUUUGACGAGCAAGGUAAGAGGUUCGAGGAAGAUCGUGGUAAUAAGAGCCGUUUGUGA
This is a messenger RNA of Lithohypha guttulata, 1089 nucleotides long. RefSeq lists its product as uncharacterized. The transcript has 2 exons. Gene Ontology annotation, molecular function: oxidoreductase activity; nucleotide binding. The record is from RefSeq and is a predicted model, not a curated record. The coding region runs from base 1 to 1089 and encodes 362 amino acids. Gene Ontology annotation, biological process: NADPH regeneration. Gene Ontology annotation, cellular component: cytoplasm. NCBI's taxonomy places the organism in Eukaryota, Fungi, Ascomycota, Eurotiomycetes, Chaetothyriales, Trichomeriaceae.